AUGAUUCGUGUAUGGAAUUGCAUGCAGUGUUUCUCAGAUGUUGCUAACACACUGAUUGAUGAGGAGGUGAUUCCAGAAAGACAAGUAAGAGGAAGAGGACCAGGUCGUGGGAGAAGAUCAAGGAGUGGGUCAAGGAGUGGGUCUAGAGGGCGUGGAUCAAGAGGGAGUGGAUCCAGAGGACAUGGUUCAAGGGGUCGAGGUUCCAUGGGCCGGAGACAAGCUUAUGAAGAGAGAGAGCAAGCCUUGGCUGAGAUUUGGCAGCAGCGUCAAGAAAGAAUGAAGGAAGUGUUGUCACACAUGACAAGAGAAGACAUGUUGGACGUCUUGCAGAAGGCUGUAACGAAUUAUCCAAGCCUCAUGUUUGACAUAAUGAGGCCUGCCCAGCGACAGCCUGGAGGCUUCCACCCCGGACCAGGUCCAGUACCAGAUUGGUGUGUGUGUGGGCGAUGUCGGGAGAUGCCGACAGAACGAGAGAAGGUGUGCUGCGAGCGGGAAAACUGUGACUCCAGUUUACCGGAUUUCCAACUCAUUUUCCUCGACGCAGGAGUGCUUGCCAUUGCAAGACUGUAUAGGCGGGGCAUGUUGGUGUUUGAUGAUGAGCCCGACCAGAAGGCAGCCAACAGACACCAGGUUUACCGUCAGUACAUUUUGUGGUCAUAUUGUAAGCUUGGUGUCGGGGACAGACGGGUUAUUCCUUCCUGCUGUGUUUGGAAGAUUUGGGAUACCUAUCCAGAUCCCUUUGGACAGUAUACUGGAUUCCUUCCAACAAGAAUUAAGACAUUUUUAUGUACCGUUAUGUACCGUCCUAAUUGA
Molecule: messenger RNA, 813 nt
Organism: Dreissena polymorpha
Lineage: Eukaryota; Metazoa; Mollusca; Bivalvia; Myida; Dreissenidae
Exons: 4
Coding region: 1-813 (270 amino acids)
Source: RefSeq, a predicted model, not a curated record